Messenger RNA from Tremella mesenterica DSM 1558, 1800 nucleotides. RefSeq lists its product as uncharacterized. The annotation marks the transcript as partial. Gene Ontology annotation, molecular function: protein binding; transcription regulator activity; DNA binding. The record is from RefSeq and is a predicted model, not a curated record. Gene Ontology annotation, cellular component: MBF transcription complex; SBF transcription complex. NCBI's taxonomy places the organism in Eukaryota, Fungi, Basidiomycota, Tremellomycetes, Tremellales, Tremellaceae. The transcript is spliced from 3 exons.
CCCGUAUAUGAGAUGAUAUGUCGAGAUAUAGCUGUUAUGCGUAGGAGAUCAGACGGGUAUCUAAACGCCACGCAGAUUUUGAAAGUUGCUGGGUUGGACAAACCUCAAAGAACACGAGUGUUGGAGAGGGAGGUCCAGAAAGGUGAACAUGAGAAGGUGCAAGGGGGUUAUGGCAAAUACCAAGGAACUUGGAUCCCGGUCGAAAGAGGAUUAGCAUUAUCGAAACAAUUCAGCGUUGAAGAUGUUCUUCGACCUAUCAUCGACUAUCGAGCCACUUCCCAAUCCCCACCUCCCGCUCCCAAACACAUCGUUGCCCCUCCCACAAGAACCAAAAAAGAUAAAGAAACUCCUAUCCAUUCUUCUCCGACCGACCCCAUUUCCAAAUCUGCUGACGACAGUAUGUCUACCUCACCUCUCGCAGAUGAAGAAGAAGAAUCUGUCACUCCUUCACCCGUGACGUCUGUACGUGCUUUGGAAGAGCUAGACCCAGAGUUAGGAAUGGGAAUUGGAACUUCACGGAAACGAUCGGUGAACGUUAUGCUGGAAGAAGAUCUUGAUCCUUAUACUCAUUUAAGAAACGCGAGAGGAAAUUCUGCUAUUCAUACACCUCGAUCAUCUCCUCCUGUUCAACCUACAGUAAUGGCAGAUGGUCCAACAAAGUAUACAGAUCAUAUCCUCAAUUACUUUAUCUCGGAGACCACUCAAAUACCAAGUUUCUUGAUUACUCCACCUCCUGAUUUUGAUCCGAAUCAACCUAUCGAUGAUGACGGACAUGCGCCUCUCCAUUGGGCUUGCGCGAUGGGUCGAGUUAGAGUUGUGAAAUUAUUGUUAACCGCCGGUGCUAGUAUUUUCGCUGCCAAUUGUGCCGACCAAACACCUCUUAUGAGGAGUGUAAUGUUUUCCAACAAUUACGACGUUCGAAAGUUUGCCGAAAUAUACGAACUGUUACAUCGUUCGACACUCAAUAUUGACAAACAAAACCGUACUGUCUUUCACCACAUUGCCAAUCUCGCUUUGAACAAGGGUAAAACCCAUGCCGCGCGAUAUUAUAUGGAAACUAUUCUUUCUAGAUUAUCAGACUUUCCACAAGAAUUAGCGGACGUGAUAAAUUUUCAAGAUGAAGAAGGUGAGACCGCUCUCACUUUAGCUGCUCGAGCUAGAAGUAGAAGACUCGUCAAAGCUUUAUUAGAUCAUGGUGCUGAUCCUAAAAUUCGGAAUAGAGAUUUGAAAUCUGCCGAAGAAUAUAUAUUAGAAGAUGAACGAUUUCGUUCUUCUCCAAUACAUGAAAGACCCAAUGGAAUACAAAUCAAAGAUUCACCACAAUUGUAUCUAUCCGAAGCUGCAAGAAUGGCAGGAGGACAAAUGUUAUCGGAUUUAACCACACAUAUGCAGACAUUAGCAAGAUCUUUUGAUUCUGAAGCUCAAAUGAAAGAUAGGGAUAUAUUACAAGCUAAAGCUACUCUCACUUCGACUCAUGCGGAAAUAUCGGAUACGACAAAGAUUAUCGACAGUCUUAAAAUUCAGAUAGCUCCUUUGGAACAGAAACGCACGGAGUAUGAACAAUUACAAUCGGCGUUGAGAAGGAGAGUGAAUGAAAGUUUGAAAAGGACUUGGGAAACUUGGGAACAAAGUGGAAGAGGGGAAGGGAUGGGGUAUCAGGGAGAAAAUGAGGAGACUUUGAGAUGGCAUUUGGAAGAGAAAAGGAAGAGAAGGGUGGAUUUGGUGAGACGGUAUGUUAAGGCUCAAGCGGAGGUGAGUUCGACUCAGACUCUUUCUAAUCGCUCACUCCAUCUGCUUUGA